AUGGAAGAUCUGGAAAUUCCAGCCGGCAGCCCAGCGCUCUCGGAACACGAAGAACCACAGGCGCUCGAUGACGCUGCCGACCCCCUUGCGCCCGCCAUCGACGAAGAGGACAAUGAGCCCGCCGACCCGCUCAUGGACGGUGAUGCGGACCAAGACACCUACGAGAAAGUUCCCGACAGCCGAAACGAACACGAAGAUCCAGAUCUAGGCAACACAGCCGAAGCCGCCUUAGACUCCGACGCCGAAUCCGAGCUCGAAGAACUCUCAGAAAAGGAAUUCGACGACUUCGACCCCUCCGCCCUCAACAUCCCGGAUAAACCCGUGGCGGUGGAUGCAGAUAAUGUCGGUCUCCUGGGCGUGCACAAGCGGAAACGGACGGAGGAGGAGGAGCGGGAGCGCAAGCAGAAGAAGAAGAAGAAGGAGGGGAGGAGGGAGCGGCCGAAGAAGGCGAAGAGGGUGAGGGCUAGGGCGGAUGGGGGUGAUGAGGAGGAUGAGCCGGAUUUUGAGGGCGGGCCGGAGAUGGAGGGGAAGAGGGUGAGGAGGGGGAAGGGCGAUGGUGGUGGUGGCGGUGGCGGUGGCGGGGGUGCGACGAGGAAGGCUCCCAGGGCCAGGACGCCGGAGAAUGAGGAGAAUCUUAGUGUCGAGGAGCGCCGCCGCCGCGCCCUCGAUCGCAAAAUGGACGAGGCGCUCAAAUCUCAUCGCGCCCCUACCCGUCGUCGCGGCGUCCAUAAUCUUGAGGAAAUGGCCGAUGCGGAGAUCGAGGUCAUGCGGCAGAAGAUGGCGAAGGCGUGUGAAGCCGAUGCCGAAGCGCGAUCGAGAGGGGAGAUCGCGACGCAUAAACUCAAGAUCCUUCCAGAGGUCGUUGAGCUGUUGAAUCGGAAUACCAUUCAGUCGCAGCUUGUGGAUCCGGAUACGAAUAUUUUGGAGGCGGUCCGCUUCAUGCUCGAGCCCGCCGACCACGACGCUGCACUCCCCAACUACCAAAUCCAACGCGAACUCUUCACCACCCUCCGCCGCCUCCCCAUCGGCAAAGAAGCGCUCAAAGCCUCCGGGAUCGGAAAAGUCGUCCUCUUCUACACCAAAUCCAUCCAACCACAACAGGAUAUCAAACGCCAUGCCGAGCGGUUAAUAGGCGAAUGGAUGCGCAUUGUCCUCGGCAAAGAGUCGACGACGAGGAAGAACAUGACGACCGCGACUAAACUCUACGACCCACUUGCUCAGGCCGCGGCGGCGAGGGCAGCUGGUAGGAGUGCGGGUGGGGUUGUGGAGAUGUCAGCAGGGGAGAAGGCGAGGGUGGCGGCGGAGAAACGGAGGGCGGUGUUGGCUAUGCCGAUGCCGGGGAAUCGCGCCCGGGCUGAUGGGAGCGGGUUACCGACUUAUAGCGUUGCGCCUGUUAACAAUCUGAGUAAUGCGCAUUUAGGGGGGGUUAAGGGGGCGGGGACGGGGAGUAAUGCGGCGUUUAACAAGAUUGUGGCGAAGAGCGAGGGGGGGAAGAAGAAGCGGUAG
Recurvomyces mirabilis is the source of this 1506-nucleotide messenger RNA. RefSeq names its product Transcription factor iws1 (gene IWS1). Gene Ontology annotation, cellular component: nucleus. Lineage: Eukaryota; Fungi; Ascomycota; Dothideomycetes; Mycosphaerellales; Teratosphaeriaceae. The transcript is spliced from 3 exons. Gene Ontology annotation, biological process: poly(A)+ mRNA export from nucleus. The record is from RefSeq and is a predicted model, not a curated record. The coding region runs from base 1 to 1506 and encodes 501 amino acids.